Messenger RNA from Cladocopium goreaui, 1506 nucleotides. The record is from the annotation of a GenBank genome assembly. NCBI's taxonomy places the organism in Eukaryota, Dinophyceae, Suessiales, Symbiodiniaceae.
AUGGCAUCCACCCUGGCGAAGCGUGGCCUGGUGCGCUGGCGAAACGUCCUGCGGCCUGAGCUCUGCGCAGCGCUGAGGGCAGAGGCCGUGGCGAUGCUCGAAGAGGUGUCACGGCCAAGUCUCAGCGCAUUUUGGCACCAAUUGCAACGAUGGCUCCUGGACCCCGUGCGCGAACCCAAGGCACGUCACAUCUUGCGUGCACCACUGACCUCGGCGGUCCAAGAGGCCCUGGGACCCUUGGCGCAGCGGGCGAAUGAGCUGGAGCUCAAUGGUGCGAGGCUGGUAGAGCUGAAUUACACCAUCAGCCAGCCGGGUGCCCCCGCUCAAGCACCGCAUAGCGACAUCUCACCGCUCCAGUCGGUGCCACGUAUUGUCACGUUUUGGGCUGCAUUGCAAGACACGGACUUGGCUAUGGGACCUACGGUGAUUUGGCCCAGCUCUCAUCGGCUGGCCCGAGAUUUCAUCCGAAAGUUGCCUGAAGAGCUGCAAAAGCCCAGAGUCGUACCUGAGUAUAUGUACGUCGAGGGACAGCUACAGGCGGUAUCCCGCAAGGGACAACCCAUUCUGGAGGAGCAACUUGAAGAAGAGAGGCAGCAGUCGGCGGAAGCGGCUGCUGCCCUGCUCAACGCGAUCACGGCCUCGGGCCCCAAGGAGUUCAUGGCCAUGGCCACGGGCGACGUCGUUGCGAUGGACUGCAGAGUAUUCCAUCAAGGUGGAGCAAAUAUUUCUUCCAAGACGCGUGUUUUGUUCAACGCGUCCUUUCAGGUGGAUGACGUCGAACGAAGUGAGAGUACUGAUUCCUUGCAUGAGUUGAGCCCAAAGAUUAAUGGCUUCACAUAUCAUUGCUUGCCGGAAGUGGCGCAAGCAGCUUAUCGAACUCAUGACCUGGGCGAACGGGAGUUGAAGGCAGAGAUCCGUGCAGCACAGCGGUUGCUGUUGGAGGUGGCGGAAAGUGCACGUCACAUCUCGCCUGAACGACUCACGGCAUCGCAGAUGGCUGUGAAAGCUGCGGCUCCGAAGGCGGACGCACCGGUGGGCCCCGGGCCUCCGUUGCCUGCGCUGCCAGGUUUCGGAACUGGAGGAUCCAGCAGCGUUUUGGAAGAUGUUGGUACCUUGACGGCGCACGAUGACAUCGUGGAGUGGAAUGUCCCUGGCGUUCGCGCUCGUGCUCGCCUGGGUACAGCACAUCCCCUCAUCUCUGAAGCCUUCGAAGUGCACCGCUUUCCAGAUGUCAAGGCCUUGCGCCUCAAGAUUUUUCCACUGGGCUCCCGAAGAAGAACCAAGCCUGGACAUUGCUCGGUGUAUUUGACGGGACCUCAAGGUACCCACCUUCAAUUCAUGCUGCGGAUGGGCUCUGUAGAGCAUGGCCCCCUGGAGUGCAUCUUUGAUCGGCCUGAGAAGGACAGUGGCCGUCACGACUUCUGUGCGUUGGAAGAUGAGUUGGAGGUUGAUGGUAGUGCUGCGGUCCGCUUGACAGUGCUCCGUGCCGAUUUCGUCCCCACCUGA